This is a messenger RNA of Nematostella vectensis (starlet sea anemone), 924 nucleotides long. Its product is annotated as histamine H2 receptor. Lineage: Eukaryota; Metazoa; Cnidaria; Anthozoa; Actiniaria; Edwardsiidae. Gene Ontology annotation, biological process: G protein-coupled receptor signaling pathway. Gene Ontology annotation, cellular component: membrane. Gene Ontology annotation, molecular function: G protein-coupled receptor activity. The transcript has a single exon. Bases 1 to 924 code for a protein of 307 amino acids. The record is from RefSeq and is a predicted model, not a curated record.
AUGAUGAUCAAUACCACCAAUCUCAGCUGCGAGUAUUCCGCAGAGAUAGAAGCGAUGGUCCUCUUCUCAGGAGUGAACAAGCUAACAAGAAAGAGAGUAGUGCUUGCCCAAGCUAUUAUACACGGGGUCUGUUGUCCCUUCACCGUCACAUUAAACUUCCUUAUCAUUCUAGUCCUACUAAAGAUUCGCUCACUCCGCAGCAACACCAAUAUCAUGAUCGGCCUUCUUGCCGUAGUUGAUUUACUGAUGGGUUUGAUCAUACAGCCUUCUCUGGUAGCAGAAAACAUCAUGCAUUAUUCGAAGGACCAGUUCUCCUGCUCAGAUCUUAUAUACCACUAUCAUUCCGACCGCGUGCUAUUCCUGGUCCUGCAGACCCUGACUUUCAGCUCUUUGCACCACUUGACGCUGAUAAACAUUGAGCGUUACAUUGGAAUAAGGGAGACUUUUCGUUACCCCGUGAUUAUCACGCAAAAGCGCUUAGUGAUCGCAGUGGUUUGCGCAUGGCUUCUAGCGGGGAUCUUAUCGUUUAAUGUGAUUUUCCCGGCGCUCAUUCUACCGAUGAACACAUCCGUCCUCGCCUGCGUCCUUGUUUGUGUCUAUUGCAGCUUUGUGGUGACCCGAGAGAGUAGAAGACACCACAGGCAGAUUAUCGCCCAACAUAUGGCCGUCGGAUUGCCGCCCAACAUGCUCCCACGAAAGGCAAUCUGGGUAUUUGUCUUUCUUACUGUGGUUAUUCUAAUCUCGUAUAUCCUGGCAGGGCUAACACGCUGUCUGGCCGAUGAGGCAACGUCUAUUUUAACACUCCCCUCCUCUCUCGUAGUAUUGAAUGCACUUUUUAACCCCAUUAUCUUCAUCAGUCGAAGCAAAGAAUUCCGAAUUGAGCUUAGGGGUGUUCUUGGAAUCCGUCCAGGGGCUGAACGGUAA